AUGGACCAGUACAGCCUUGGGGACGAGGGUGCCCUUCCUCCAGAGAUGCAUCUCCCUUCGUUUUCCGAGAGCCAGGGACUCAAUUGCAGCGACACCCUCAACCGGGAUCUGGGUCCCAGCACACGUGACCUGCUCUAUGCUGGCCUGAGUGGUUUGGACCUGGACUCCAGCCUCCCCACGCCUGACAUGCCCAGUGAGGCACUGGAGGACAACUUAGAUACCCUGUCCCUGUACUCCGGGAAGGACAGUGACUCCAUGAAGCUGCUGGAGGAGUAUGCAGAUCCGGAAUCUCAGGCUUCCUUACAAGACCUGGGCCUUGGCGUGCUCAAGAUGACUAAGGAGGCUGAUGAAGGAGGCAGGGCUACCUGUGGGAGUACCAGGAAAGGCAAGCGGCAGCACACUUCCCCCCAGAACCCGCUUCUGGACUGCAGCCUCUGUGGGAAGGUGUUCAGCAGCGCCAGCUCCCUUAGCAAGCACUACCUGACGCACAGCCAGGAAAGGAAGCACGUUUGCAAAAUCUGCAGCAAGGCCUUCAAGCGCCAGGACCACCUGACCGGGCACAUGCUCACCCACCAGAAGACCAAGCCCUUCGUGUGCAUCGAGCAGGGCUGCAGCAAGAGCUACUGUGACUACCGCUCCCUACGUCGGCACUACGAGGUCCAGCAUGGUCUGUGUAUCCUGAAAGAAGCCCCCCCGGAAGAGGAAGCCUGCGGGGACUCCCCCCACACCCACGAGGGGGCCAGCCAGCCUGCACCCGCUGGCCUGCGAUCUCUGGUGCCCCCAGAAGCCAGGUCCCCCAGCUCCCUCUUGCCCAACCGAGACCUCCUGCGCUGUAUUGUGAGCAGCAUUGUCCACCAGAAGAUCCCUUCUCCCGGCCCGGCCGCCGCGGGGCCCUCAGAUGGCAGUGAGGGGAGGAACACAGCCUGUCCCUGCGCACCCUCUUCCGGGCCCUCCUCCUGCACCCCAGGAGGCAUCCCAGUGGCCCCUGGAAACCUGGGCUUUGACGUUCCGGAAGAGCCUCGUCCCCCAAGGAAGGAGCCUGCUGCAGCCAUGUUCACAUCAAGAGCAGUGGAGAAUGGGGGCACUGACCUGGCCGAGUCUGAGCCCCCUCUGCUCCCAGUGCCGCCCACCCUGGAUGGGUGGCCUGAGGGUGGCCCCCUACCUGCCUGCCUGCCUCUGUUCCGAGGCCAGACUGUCCCCACCAGUUCCCAGCCAGCCAGCCACAACUUCCAGUGGCUCCGGAACCUGCCCGGCUGCCCCAAGAACAAAGGGAACAAUGUGUUCAUGGUCCACAAGCCUCCGUCAGUGCCGUCCCGGGAGGGCUGCGAGUCAGCCCCUGGCCCCAGCAGCACCUCCCCCGUGGGGGAGCCCUUGCCCAACUCAGGCCCCAGUCUGGAGGACGCGUUGCCCUUCCCUGCCACGCUCCUGAAGGCACCUGGGGAGGCUUCAGGAGACCCCAGAUAUGUUGGCGGAGAAGACAACUCCUGGGUUUCCAAGAAGAGCAAGUUUGACUGUGACUCCUUCUUGCGGCAGAACCCCGGGGAGCCCAGCCUCCCAGAAGCCCAGAAGCCCAGUGGGCUCCCAUCGGAUGCCACUCCACUCUUCCGGCAGCUGUUCCUGAAGUCCCAGGAGUCUCUGGUGAGCCACGAGCAGAUGCAGGUGUUCCAAAUGAUUGCCAAGUCCCAGCGGAUCUUCUCCCAGCUGCCGGGGCCCGAGGGCAAGCAGGCUACCCUGAAGCCACUGCCGGGGCCGUGGCCGCAGCAGCCCCCACCACCAGCAACUCCUAUUGACUCUCUCCAUGCUGGCCCUGGAAACCCGGAGCCAGAGGGGUCCCCAGGCCGCAGGAAGAAAACCACACCCGGGUUCCCCAGAGAGGCCUCUCCAGGCGGCACCAGACGGGACACCAAGGGAGGACCAAAAGUGGCCACUGCUCCGCUGCCCCUCACAGCGGCAUCAUUGGACCCUCCUGGGAAUCCAGACAUCUCCUCUCUGGCCAAGCAGCUGAGAUCCACUAAAGGGACCUUGGACUUGGGGGACAUCUUCUCCCCCGGGGGCCCCCGGCAGACCCAGUUAGGUGGGGAGGAGACCCUCGGAGCCCUGCUCCCUGGGAAGCAGGCCCAGGCGGAGAAUGGCCCGGCUUUGGGGGCCGGGAAAGGCGAAAAGAGCCAGGCCUGCACCCGGGGCGGAGGCUACAGGCUCUUCUCCGGCAACCCUAGGUCCCAGCGCUUCUCAGGCUUCAGGAAGGAGAAGGUGAAAAUGGAUAUGUGCUGCACGGCCUCCCCAAGCCAGGUAGCCAUGGCCUCCUUCUCAUCAGCUGGACCACCAGCAGAGCCACCCCAGGACUCCAAGUCCAAGCUGACCAUAUUCAACAGAAUCCAGGGUGGAAAUAUCUACCGGCUCCCCCAUCCGCUGAAGGAGGAGAAUGUGGCAGGUGGAUGUAACCAGCAAAAUGGGGGCCCCGCAGACUGGGCAGAGCCAAGGAGCACUUAUGUCUGCAAGAAUUGCAGCCAGAUGUUUUAUACAGAGAAAGGGCUGAGCAGCCACAUGUGUUUUCACAGCGACCAGUGGCCAUCACCUCGAGGGAAGCAGGAGCAGCAGGUGUUUGGCACGGAGUUUUGCAAGCCACUGAGACAGGUGCUGAGGCCAGAGGGGGACGGGCAGACUCCCCCAGGGGCUAAGAAGUCCUUGGACAACACAGCUGCAGCCCCUUUGGCGAUCCCUGUGUCUGCGCCUGUAGCUCCAGCAACCCGACCCAUUGGGAGCGCUGCCAAGGGACAAGAGAAGGAUGGGGAAGACAGAGACAGCAAGGAGAGCAGCCAACACAGGAAGCGGAAGAAGCGCCCCCAGCCCAAGUCACUGUCCAUCCCUCCCGCACCCUCUUCGUUAGGGGAGCUGGGCCUGGGAGGAUGCCACCAGAGCUGUCUGAGGUCCCCAGUGUUCCUGGUGGACCGCCUCCUGAAGGGGUUGUUCCAGUGCUCUCCUUAUACACCACCCCCCAUGCUCAGCCCCAUCCGCGAGGGCUCUGGGCUGUACUUCAACACCCUCUGUUCCACCUCCGUUCACGCCGGGCCCGACAAACUCAUCAGCAACAUGCUUGAUCAAGUGGAUGGCUCUUUUGGCAUUUGCAUGGUAAAGGAUGACACCAAGAUCAGCAUUGAACCACACAUCAACAUAGGAAGCCGGUUUCAAGCUGAGAUCCCAGAGCUUCAGGAGAGAUCGCUGGCUGGAAUGGAUGAGCAUGUAGCUUCUCUGGUCUGGAAGCCAUGGGGAGAUGUGACAACCAACCCAGAAACACAGGACAGAGUGACCGAGCUGUGCAACGUGGCCUGCUCCAGCGUGAUGCCAGGAGGGGGCACCAAUCUGGAGCUUGCUCUGCACUGCUUGCACGAAGCCCAGGGCAAUGUUCAGGUUGCCCUGGAGACCCUCUUACUCAGAGGACCCCAGAAGCCACAGACUCACCCACUGGCCGACUACCGCUACACAGGUUCAGACAUCUGGACCCCCAUGGAGAAGAGGCUUUUUAAGAAGGCGUUCUGUGCCCACAAGAAGGACUUUUACUUGAUACACAAGACGAUUCAGACAAAGACUGUAGCCCAGUGUGUUGAGUAUUAUUACAUCUGGAAAAAAAUGAUCAAGUUUGACUGUGGCCGAGCCCCAGGACUGGAAAAGAGGGUCAAGAGAGAGCCAGAUGAGGCAGACAAGACAGAAGCAAAGGUCACUUGCAGCCCUCGGGAGAGACCCAGCCACCGUCCCACUCCUGAGUUCAAGAUAAAGACCAAGAGUUACAGGAGGGAGUCCAUUCUCAACUCCAGCCCAAAUGCUGGUCCCAAGCGGACCCCUGAGCCACCAGGCAGUGUGGAGGGCCAGGGUGUCUUCCCCUGCAGAGAGUGUGAGAGGGUGUUCGACAAAAUCAAGAGUCGAAAUGCCCACAUGAAGCGACACCGCCUUCAGGACCAUGUGGAGCCCAUCGUCAGGGUGAAGUGGCCUGUGAAGCCCUUCCAGCUGAAGGAGGAAGAGGAGGAGGAGGAGGAGAUAGGGGCUGACAUCGGCCCCCUGCAGUGGUGAUUGGGUGGGGUGGGGAGCUGGAGCCAGGCAGCAAGUCUGGAUGGGGGCCUCCAGCCCC
Nyctereutes procyonoides (raccoon dog) is the source of this 4123-nucleotide messenger RNA. It is a transcript of the gene ZNF541, whose product is annotated as zinc finger protein 541. Gene Ontology annotation, molecular function: transcription corepressor activity. The record is from RefSeq and is a predicted model, not a curated record. Gene Ontology annotation, biological process: negative regulation of DNA-templated transcription; regulation of transcription by RNA polymerase II. The coding region runs from base 1 to 4065 and encodes 1354 amino acids. The transcript is spliced from 15 exons. Lineage: Eukaryota; Metazoa; Chordata; Mammalia; Carnivora; Canidae. Gene Ontology annotation, cellular component: histone deacetylase complex; transcription regulator complex.